This is a messenger RNA of Gekko japonicus, 943 nucleotides long. RefSeq names its product cytochrome b5-like. Gene Ontology annotation, molecular function: heme binding. Gene Ontology annotation, cellular component: intracellular membrane-bounded organelle; mitochondrial outer membrane. The transcript is spliced from 5 exons. The record is from RefSeq and is a predicted model, not a curated record. Bases 68 to 490 code for a protein of 140 amino acids. Lineage: Eukaryota; Metazoa; Chordata; Lepidosauria; Squamata; Gekkonidae.
UCAGAGUUCUAAGCGGGCUGCGCUUGGUCCGGGGCUGGCGGGCGAGGUCCGGGGCGAGGCGCCGAAGAUGUCGGAGGCCAGCAGCGCCAAGUCCGGGAAGGAGUGUUGGCGGGGUCGCUAUUACAAGCUCGAGGAGAUCGAGCAGCACAAGACCGGCCAGUCGACUUGGAUCAUCCUGCACCGCCGCGUGUAUGACCUCACCAAGUUCUUGGAGGAGCACCCCGGUGGUGAAGAAGUUUUAAGGGAACAGGCAGGCGGAGAUGCUACGGAAAACUUUGAAGAUGUCGGCCAUUCCACAGACGCUAGAGAACUGUCAGACACAUUUAUUAUAGGGGAACUUCAUCCAGAUGACUGGGAGAAAGUUCAGAAACCCACAGAUACUUAUAUUUCCACCGUUGAUUCUAGUACCAGUUCAUGGACCACCUGGCUGAUUGCAGCAGUAGCUGCGGCUAUCGCGGUCUUUCUGUACCGUCUCUACAUGUCUGAAUAAGCACCGUAUCGAGAAGCCAUAAUGGAAGAGACUGUUUUGGUAAAGAGAAUGAAGAAUGCAGAUUAAUGUUCUUCAUGUCAGGACAAUAUCUGGAAACCAUCCAUCCUCCUACCCUUCAGAAAGCCAAAAUAAAGUUUCUUUGACUGUGCACUUUUAAUCCUUCCUUUUAUUCAACUUUUAAGUGUUGAAGCUGUCUCUUAUCAUGUUAAUCUGUUAACUAUAUGAGAUUGGAAUUAAGAACACUGAGGCUAUCUGUGUAUUCUUAUGAAAUGUGACUUUAUUACUUAAAGCUGUUUGAUUUCUUUCCCUCCUUCAUAAGAACGUAAGAGAAGCCAGUGUUGGAUCAGGCCAAAUGGCCCAUCUGAUCCAAUUGUGCUUCUCUUGUCAACAUAAAUGGCAGGCAGUGUUCCCUCUAAGGUUAGUGCGAGCUAGCUCACAGUCUUUUAGCCUCCG